CCUCCCGAUUCCCGCGAAACGCCGCAGCCACAGACCACCGGAUAACGCACGGCGCGACCCUCCAAAAACACGCGGAAACUCCUUGUUUCCCAUAAAAAACCCGCCCAAAUCCCCCCGGGUCUCCGCGCCAAUCAGCAAUCGCCCUAGCAACUUGGCAACCGGCACCCCGCCCUCGCCAUGCAGCCCGACGCCAGCUCCCCCUCCCACCGCAUCGCCCGCAUCGCCGCGCACCUCAACCCCACGCGCCCGCAGAUGGAGGAGGGCGGUUCCGCGCUGAGGCCCGCGGCGUGCCGCGCCAAGGGUGGCGCGCCGGGGUUCAAGGUCGCGAUCCUGGGCGCUGCGGGUGGGAUCGGCCAGCCGCUGUCGCUGCUCAUGAAGAUGAACCCGCUCGUGUCCGUGCUGCACCUCUACGAUGUCGUCAACACGCCGGGGGUCACCGCCGAUGUCAGCCACAUGGACACCAGCGCUGUGGUUCGUGGCUUCCUUGGGGCACAGCAGCUUGAUGCAGCACUUACAGGAAUGGAUCUUGUUAUCAUACCUGCUGGCCUCCCAAGAAAACCAGGAAUGACAAGGGAUGAUUUAUUCAACAAAAAUGCUGGAAUUGUUCGCACGCUUUGUGAAGGCGUCGCCAGAUGCUGUCCUGAUGCAAUUGUGAAUUUGAUCAGCAACCCAGUGAACUCAACCGUCCCCAUUGCCGCAGAGGUUUUCAAGAAAGCUGGAACUUACAAUCCCAAGCGUCUCCUUGGAGUGACAACACUUGAUGUUGUGAGGGCUAACACUUUUGUGGCUGAGGUGCUUGGAGUUGAUCCAAGAGAUGUCAGUGUUCCUGUUGUUGGCGGGCAUGCUGGGGUAACUAUAUUACCCCUCCUGUCACAGGUCACCCCUCCAUGCUCAUUCACUCCUGACGAAAUCAAAUAUUUGACUAACCGCAUACAGAAUGGUGGCACAGAAGUUGUUGAGGCAAAGGCUGGAUCAGGCUCUGCAACUCUGUCAAUGGCUUUUGCUGCUGCGAAAUUCGGUGAUGCGUGCUUGCAAGCUAUGCGGGGUGAUGCUGGCAUUGUGGAAUGUUCAUACGUUGCUUCUGAGGUGACAGAACUGCCAUUCUUUGCAACAAAAGUGAGGUUGGGCCGAGGUGGAGCCGAAGAGAUCCUCCCUCUUGGACCGUUGAACGAUUUUGAGAGAAUUGGCCUGGAGAUGGCCAAGAAGGAACUGAGCGAGAGCAUUCAGAAGGGCAUCGCCUUCAUGAACAAGUGAAAUGACACGAAGGGAUCAUCCCCGACCCAUACGUAGAUGUAAGCGUGUCGUGAUAUAGUGCUGCUAUACUUGUAAGAUCACUUUUGUAAAGCAAUAGUAAAAAGGCUAAUUAUCCUUUAGCUACUGUAACAUUUUUCUCAGCACGGAAUAAAUCUUUAAUCUUGCUGCCCA
Phragmites australis (common reed) is the source of this 1425-nucleotide messenger RNA. RefSeq names its product malate dehydrogenase, glyoxysomal-like. Gene Ontology annotation, biological process: malate metabolic process; tricarboxylic acid cycle. The transcript has 9 exons. NCBI's taxonomy places the organism in Eukaryota, Viridiplantae, Streptophyta, Magnoliopsida, Poales, Poaceae. Gene Ontology annotation, molecular function: L-malate dehydrogenase (NAD+) activity. The record is from RefSeq and is a predicted model, not a curated record. Bases 178 to 1254 code for a protein of 358 amino acids. Gene Ontology annotation, cellular component: cytoplasm; chloroplast.